Molecule: messenger RNA, 1856 nt
Organism: Dinoponera quadriceps
Lineage: Eukaryota; Metazoa; Arthropoda; Insecta; Hymenoptera; Formicidae
Exons: 5
Coding region: 14-1414 (466 amino acids)
Biological process (GO): stabilization of membrane potential; potassium ion transmembrane transport
Cellular component (GO): membrane
Molecular function (GO): potassium ion leak channel activity
Source: RefSeq, a predicted model, not a curated record
UUGACCUUAGCCCAUGGACGUACCCCUGUUCCCGACGCCGCCGGCGCGCGGGGGAGUCGCGACGCCCCUCAGUGAUGGGCCGGACGUCGCGACGUUACCACGCGCUCCGGUAAGCGCUGUAUCGCACGCUCGCGUACGAAAUGCCGUGCUCGAACGAGAAACGGCAUACAAACUGUCCCCCUGUGUCAAGAAGCGGCAUCGGGCCCGCAGAAACUCGAUCCACCCGCGCGUCGCGUUUGUCAAGGAUGCUGCCCGCCGUCGCAUCACCGAGUUUCGCGUGAGAAUGACGGAACGUCAUCGCACAAAACACGAUGAGAGGGACGACGACAACGACGACGACGACGUCGUUUGUGGUAUCCGUAUGCCGACCACAAUAUCCGAAGAGCUCUCGCCUCGCUUGAAAAAUGGCAUAGUACGAACUAAAUGGACCAAGUCCGUGGCCGUUCAGACUGUAGUGGGUUUACCACUGCGAUUAAGAGUUUUACCGUCUCUCAGAGACAUCGAAGAAGAUAACGGGAAUACAUCAAAUACGCGGUCCUCGAGAUUUCUGAAAUAUUUGAGAUUCUUGGGGCGAUUGGCGUUCUCGCAAUUUGGUCUUCUGUGGUUCCUUGUGAUUUGGACAGUGACAGGCGCGGCGAUGUUUUGUAUUACGGAAGGACCUCGCGAACGUGAACAAGUUGUAUUGCUGAAGAACAUGCAGAGAGACCUGGCAGUCGGCCUGGCAACGGAGCUACGGCAAUUGCGCACGGAACAGGAUCAAGACGUGGAACCGUUGUGGAGCGACAAAGUCCGUCAAUACGUGGCCAAACACGAGAAACUUCUCUUGGUUGCCGUCGCUUCCGGCUACGGCGAAAGUGGCAAUAGCGGCCAAUUGUGGACAUUUCCCGGUUGUGUGCUGUUUGCUAUCUCACUAAUUACCACUUUGGGUUUCGGAGCACCAGUUCCGCGUACCACCGCCGGCCGCACGGUUGGGGUCAUCUUCGCCGCAAUCGGAAUUCCUGCACAUUUUCUCCUUAUUUUGAAUUUCGGCCUGAUGACGGCCCUCCGUUUGCAAAGGUAUGCGAACGCUAGACGAAACCUACGACUCGAUAACGUGGAUCCGAACUGUUCCAUGCCGAUGCCGAGAUGGGUCAAGAUAGUGCCAUUUGUUUUUUCAGUCGCUUACUACAUUUUGGGGAUACUAUGCUUCGGUAUAGCACGAUCGAGACCGAUCGCAGCGAGCGUGCUAUUUCCAUUGGACUUCACUGCAGCGGGUGGUCUCUCGACUAUCGUCGAUCACGUGCGCAUACUGUACGGUCUGUAUUUGGAAGGUGCUGUUACCAUCGCAGCAAUUGUGGUGGCCGUAUUACAAGUAUCAGCGACGCAGAGCCUCACCAAUAUCGGAUUGAAGUACGGCUUACUCAUCGAGGCAUGAAGUUAACUCGUCAUCGAUGCGGUGAAAUAUUUUUACCGUCUUAUAGAUGUGUAAUUCUAAAUUAUCCGGACUUGAAAAGCUCCAUCGAGGGAUUUUAUUCCCUUUGACUUACGUUUCCUUGCUUCUCCCAUUCUCAAUGAGGUCUUUACGUCCACAUUUUGUUAUGGUAUUUACGAACUACCAUGAAAGACAGGGACUAUCGUUAAGAAAUAUCAUGCAUUAUAAAGACAACAAGUAUUUUUUAGAAGCAUUAUAUAAUUAGCAUUAAAAAAAUCAAGGCUGUAAAGGGUUAAGUCGCAAACCAUUAUUGUUAUUUUCCAUUAAGUAUUACCUUAUAUAUUUUAACAGCUGUAAUUUCGUUGGAAAUAACGAGUAAAUUCAACCAAUGUUUAUACAUCUAUUCUGAAUUAACGCGGGUAUAAUAAAAAGUAUAGAGAUUGUA